Messenger RNA from Penicillium taxi, 573 nucleotides. RefSeq names its product mitochondrial 54S ribosomal protein mL40. Gene Ontology annotation, biological process: mitochondrial translation. The transcript is spliced from 2 exons. The record is from RefSeq and is a predicted model, not a curated record. Lineage: Eukaryota; Fungi; Ascomycota; Eurotiomycetes; Eurotiales; Aspergillaceae. Gene Ontology annotation, molecular function: structural constituent of ribosome. The coding region runs from base 1 to 573 and encodes 190 amino acids.
AUGCGGUCUCUAUCACCAGCCCUUGCGUCUCUCGCAAAUGCCUUCCGCAUCCCCAUGUCAAUGGUACCCGUACGCCCGACCAUAUCAAGCAUAUGCCGCGAAACCCUGGCUCAAAGACCGACGCCACAAGCCAGCCCGAUCACCGCGUCCGUACAAUCGGCCUCAUUCUCCUCCUCUAGCUCUCUAGCCAAGCGAAAAGGCGGAGGCCCAGGAGUGGAUAAGCGAAUCACUCUCAUCCGAUACUUCCUCCACCACCCCCUUACACCCCGCCCUCUCCGUUUCUCUCGUAACCGCUACCUCCGCCAUUGGACCAUCCACCGUGCUUGGCAACUAUUCCAGUCUAAUCAGCGCAAGAACCAGGAACUUGAGCUACAGCGCCAGUUUCAGAGCAUGCAGGCUGCUUGUGAAGAAUUGCGCACUGGUGCCGGUGAUGGUGGCAAGCUGUUCCGUGUCUCGAUGAACAAGAAGGGUAUCUUUACAGACCUCAUUCCUAUUGAGUAUGGGCGUAUGCAGACAGACUACCCACCUGCUGAGGGGUGGAACCAUGACUGGAAGCGACCAGAGAAGAAAUAG